This is a messenger RNA of Boleophthalmus pectinirostris (great blue-spotted mudskipper), 1220 nucleotides long. RefSeq names its product butyrophilin-like protein 1. The record is from RefSeq and is a predicted model, not a curated record. Bases 290 to 1120 code for a protein of 276 amino acids. The transcript is spliced from 5 exons. Lineage: Eukaryota; Metazoa; Chordata; Actinopteri; Gobiiformes; Gobiidae.
ACAGAGGGACAUUCUCAUGUCCAGACCAGAGCCAAAGGGACGAAUGCGCUCUUUAUACAUCUGUUUAUAAACACGGUCUAUGGUUCUGACACAACAGGACACAGAGCUGAAACUUCGCAGCUGUUUGUGUCGUCCACGCGCUGUACGUGCCCGCGCGUGUGUGCGUGACGCUGUAGUGAUGGGACCGGAAGCACAGAUGUGAUAAGAGUCUGCGCUCCUGCAGAACUGUGUCUCUCCAUGUCUCACUGUGUCUGAGCCACAGGGACACUGCUCCCAUCGCGGUGUAGACAUGACCCUGAUGAUCCUGCUCCCGCUGCUCUGCCUCCUGUCUCCGGGCUUUGGACCAGCGUCUGCGCAAGACACAAGGCCCAAUAAUAUGGUGACUGUGUCAGAAGGGGAAGAUGCUCUUCUCCCUUGUGCUCUGAGCUCUGGACAGAACAUUGAGCAGUUUGACUGGAGGAAAGACAAUGGAGAAGAAGAGAAGAUGGAGGUGUUUAUGUAUAACAAAGGCUCAUACUACGGCCAGGGCCUCCUAGGUCAAAGUGAACAGUUCGUGGGUCGUGUUGAGUUCUUUAAAGAUGAACUCAAAUCUGGAAAUGCCUCCAUAAAGAUCAAAAACACACGUUUGGAGGACAGUGGCACAUACACCUGUUUGAUAAUGAAUCCUGUCACAUCUGUGGUUAACAUUAUCCUUAAUGUGGGAGCAGCUCAAGUGCCAUACAUUGAAACUGUUCAUGAUGAAGUUACUUGGCGACAGCUGAAGUGUAAAGCUGAAGGUGUCCCUGAACCUGAGGUGGAGUGGAGAAACAGUGAUGGGGACGUUCUGGCAAAUCAUGUUCCACAGAAUCAAAAUGGACGCUCUCAUGUUGAACUUCAACUGAAUGUGACCAGGAGUGACAACUACACCUGUGUGGUCACUCAGAGCAGCAUCUACCAUCAGAUCAGUAAUACAAUGAAAGUGCACAUUCCAGAUUCCUCGCCUCUCGUGCCUAUUGUACUUACUGCUGUUGUUACUGUUGCAGUCGUUGGAGUGUUGUUAGCAGUGCUCCAUUUCAGAGGCAUUCUGGUUCUGAGUUGCCCUGGUAAAGGUAAACGAAUAUAUGAAAACCCCAAUUCUUGACUUUGGUUUUAUUUUGAUAUGCAAAGUGUAAUUAUGUAUGGCACUGCUAAUUUUUACAUGGAGCAACAAAUGCUGAAAUAAACCACGAAACUAAAACUUA